AUGGGGUUUUGCUUUCUGAAGAACUGCGCGUCCUUCACUGACAUGGCUUCCAUCUACAAAGCCUUCUAUCGAAUAUUCGCCACCUCUCCUGAACAUGAUGACUGUUAUUCUGCUCUCCUCCUUCCGCUGCUGCAAAGAAUUUACAGCCGCUUCCAGAGUAUCGUUUUGCAGCGCCUCGCCUUUGAUGAUUCUCGCUCAUCCGAACGUGCGACUGAGCUACUCUCGCAGUUCCAAGGCAUAGAGCCCCUAGUGACGAAUCUACCCCUCCCUCACAUUCCUGCGAUUUGGUCAAAAGUCUUUCCGGAGGGUCGAUUGCCAUGUGGUUGCUCCUUCGCACUGACUAAAGCUCUCUUAGAGCCCGCGGAACAUGACCACAAGCCCUGCGAACCCACGGAAAGUGACAACCCGAAUGGUGGCUCUUUCGCUGAGACAUUUAAGCAUACCCUGAUCGACUGCAUCGUUGAUCUGCGUUCCGUCCCAGUUCAGGCCUUGCCCGAAGGCCUCCUUUUCUUCUUCAAUAACCUGGAAAUUUUCGUGCAGGCUGAAGAUUCGCCUCUGGGCUGCUUUCGUUUUCUCAUAAUUGCCUAUAUGAUCGAUUCGGAGGUGCAACCCGGUAAGUGCUUGGGAGUGAAAAUGAAUAAACACCUUGUUUCAUCAACCAAGUCCACUGACCGUCUUGUAUCUGUACAUGUUGCGCCUUCCGGCCUAGCUGGAGAAACUGGUGCCAAGGAUUAUUACUUAAUUUGGAUGACGCCGGUUUUCUCCUGCGUAGACACUUCGUUUUCGGUCACGGAUGAGGUUAUUAGUUGCUUCCGUGCUCUUUGA
Molecule: messenger RNA, 825 nt
Organism: Dibothriocephalus latus
Lineage: Eukaryota; Metazoa; Platyhelminthes; Cestoda; Diphyllobothriidea; Diphyllobothriidae
Source: the annotation of a GenBank genome assembly